UUCUUUAUUUGUGGAUCAUUUCCCUUGUGUCAUCCAUGCAGUAUUAUUAUUAUUAUGCGUGUUGUAAAAAGCCGAUCCAAUGCUGUAGAGUUGCCUCUGAACACAGCUACAGCGUAGAUUGGUUGCCAGAUGCUAACAAUAGGUGGAUUUAUGAACCUACUCGUAGUCUUCCUGUAGGUAGCCACUCUGUGAUCUCCACCACGACGACUUUUCAAAACUAUUUUCCCAAAGUACCUGUCGUAUAUGCUUCAGGAACGAGAAAAGUUCGUCCAAGUACUGUUGCUGUACCUUUGUCUUUAAGGGACAAGAUCAUGCAAGUUUGUUCUGCAACAGCGUUGAGCUUUGCUAAUGGUGCGUUUAUGGGUGGUAUAUUUGGACUUGUUCAAGGAGGUGUUAGCUCAAAAUCUUUUGGAGGUGCUUGGAAAGAAGCAGUGAUUAGUGGACGAACUUGGGGUGCAAUAUCUGCUUAGUGCGAGGAAGAGAUGACAAAUAUAACAAUGUGGUGGGUG
Molecule: messenger RNA, 509 nt
Organism: Galdieria sulphuraria
Lineage: Eukaryota; Rhodophyta; Bangiophyceae; Galdieriales; Galdieriaceae
Exons: 3
Coding region: 36-470 (144 amino acids)
Source: RefSeq, a predicted model, not a curated record